AUGACUAAGACAUGGAAAGUGUUUGGUCUGCACGUACACUUCGCGACUCUUUCCGACUCGUCGACGUCAAAGCCGGCGUCACCUUAUCCAGACGAUCAAUCUUCCUCCAGCGACGAGCUGAAGCCCCUCACCACCGAAAGUGUCGUCAGCCACUCUCACUGCACGGAAGACGCACAGAAGCAAUGCAGAGCCCCGGCAGACCCAACGACGACUGAGACUUUGUCGCCGGCGCCAUCUCAGCCACUGCCCCUCGGGACGUUCGUUGUUCCUUUGCCUACAGUGUGUGGUUCCGGAGUCUCCUCCGCCGUUCUCCCCUCGUCGUCGAUACCUGAAGGAGAGCAAUUUUCCGCACCUCCAGAUAUGUCUGCAGUAUCCCCCAUUGUCGUUCCUGUUCUGAGCGAUCCUACCUUCCGAUGGGACAUCAGCGAACACCCACACAGGGUCUUUGAGAAGGCUGCGUUCGUCUAUGAAGCCGCUACGGAACCUGCGGCGAGUUCGAUUAUUGUCCGCAUCAAAGUUGAGAGCCUCAUUUGGGAUAUUACAGUCGACGGGUCCCCAUUUGUCACUGUCGAGGAAGUGUUGGCGGCAGUUUACCGCUGCAUCAGGGCAUUUGUUACUCCCGCUGAGUACGACAAGUUGGCCGAUAACGAGCUCCUGUUCGAUCAGACGAAUGCAUCGUGUACGGAACGCCACGCCGUGGAUGGAGGACGCGGAGGGGUGCGGAGGAUCGACCUCCUCGACACCCGGAUUUUUGACGGAUUUGCACCGGCUGCUGAUGGGGCAUGGCUGGUGAAGACGCGAGGGGCGCUGUGA
This is a messenger RNA of Sparassis crispa, 813 nucleotides long. RefSeq lists its product as hypothetical. The coding region runs from base 1 to 813 and encodes 270 amino acids. The transcript is spliced from 3 exons. Lineage: Eukaryota; Fungi; Basidiomycota; Agaricomycetes; Polyporales; Sparassidaceae. The record is from RefSeq and is a predicted model, not a curated record.